Jatropha curcas is the source of this 660-nucleotide messenger RNA. Its product is annotated as Gibberellin-regulated family protein. NCBI's taxonomy places the organism in Eukaryota, Viridiplantae, Streptophyta, Magnoliopsida, Malpighiales, Euphorbiaceae. The record is from RefSeq and is a predicted model, not a curated record.
AUAAAGGGUAGCUCUUUAAAGUCUAUAUAAAGCCACAUUUUGCUAUCACUGACGUCUCAAACCAAAAUCUCUUCUGCAUCAACCUUAUCAUUUUAUCAUAUCUACAUAGCCAAGAAGAUGAAGCUACCUUUGAUUUUUGUUAUUGCGAUUCUGCUCCUUGAGGCCUUCUUGGGGCAUUCAUUUGUUAAUAAUGCUCCAAAUUCUCCAGCCAAUAUUGAUGAAGGAAUUAAUGUAGCUGCAAUUGACAAGAAGCAUCAUCAUCAAUAUCAUCAUAAGAAAAUUAAUUGCGGCUAUGCGUGCUCGAGGAGAUGCAGAGAGUCAUCGAGAAAGAAUGUGUGUCACAGAGCAUGCUCAACUUGUUGUGCGAGGUGCCAUUGUGUUCCUCCAGGUACCUAUGGGAACAAGCAAGCAUGUCCAUGUUAUGCAAGCCUCAGAACCCAUGGAAAUAAGCCUAAGUGCCCUUGAAAGUUCAUAUAUUAUGUCUUUUAAUUUAUCUAUUUUAAUGUGCUAAUUACUUGUAAGAGAAUAAGAUCAAAGCAAAGCAUAAAGCCCUAUGUAUAUGUACUUCUUUUUAGUUUGUUCCUUUCUUUAUAUUAAAGUACUGUAUUCAAUUUGGAACUGAUUUUGGAUAUAAAAUUUACGGCAUAGUUAAUAAUUUAA